Telopea speciosissima is the source of this 1182-nucleotide messenger RNA. Its product is annotated as 2-alkenal reductase (NADP(+)-dependent)-like. The transcript is spliced from 5 exons. The coding region runs from base 54 to 1094 and encodes 346 amino acids. NCBI's taxonomy places the organism in Eukaryota, Viridiplantae, Streptophyta, Magnoliopsida, Proteales, Proteaceae. Gene Ontology annotation, molecular function: 2-alkenal reductase [NAD(P)H] activity. The record is from RefSeq and is a predicted model, not a curated record.
GAGAGUGAGAGAGAGAAAAGUCUUCUUUGAUUUUGUAUAGAGAGAAAUCAGAAAUGGCGAAGGGAGAAGAGGUUAGUAACAAACAGGUUCUGCUGAAAGAUUAUGUUGUUGGGUUUCCGAAAGAAACGGAUAUGGUUCUCAACACUGGAACCAUAAGCUUGAAGGCUCCCGAGGGAUCAGAAGCGAUUGUAGUGAAGAAUCUCUACUUAUCUUGCGAUCCAUACAUGAGAUCCCGUAUGAGGAAGCCCGAUAGGCCCAGCUAUGUUCCUCCUUUCACGCCUGGCUCUGCAGUAAUUGGGUAUGGUGUGGCUAAAGUGGUGGAUUCUAAUAAUCCAAAGUUCAAGGAAGGUGACUUGUUGUGGGGGAUGACUGGAUGGGAAGAGUAUAGCCUGAUUACAAUGCCGGACACCCUGUUUAAAAUUGAACAUACCGAUGUACCGCUUUCCUACUAUACUGGAAUACUUGGGAUGCCUGGGAUGACUGCUUAUGCUGGUUUUCAUGAGGUGUGCUCUCCUAAGAAAGGAGAAACUGUGUUCAUAUCAGCUGCAUCCGGUGCAGUUGGCCAACUUGUUGGACAGUUUGCUAAGUUAAUGGGUUGUUACGUGGUUGGAAGUGCAGGAAGCAAAGAAAAGGUUGAUCUGUUGAAGAACAAGUUUGGAUUUGAUGAGGCUUUCAAUUAUAAAGAAGAGGAUGACUUGGAUGCUGCUUUAAGAAGGUACUUUCCUGAAGGCAUAGACAUUUACUUUGAAAAUGUUGGUGGGAAGAUGCUUGAUGCAGUCCUUCUCAACAUGAAAGUUAAUGGCCGCAUUGCUGUGUGUGGGAUGAUUUCCCAGUACAACCUCGAAAAGCCAGAGGGUGUGCAAAAUAUGUUCUGCCUUAUUUCUAAGCAGGUUCGCAUGGAAGGGUUCUUGGUUUUCAGUUACUAUCACAAAUACUCCGAGUUUCUUGAAUUCAUUAUACCAUUUAUCAAAGAAGGGAAGAUAGUUUAUGUAGAAGAUACUGCCGAAGGCCUUGAUAAAGCACCUGGAGCUCUUAUUGGACUCUUCAGUGGCCGCAAUGUUGGAAAACAGGUUGUUGUUGUUGCUCGUGAAUGAUUGCUGCAUUUUGUAAUUCCAUCUUUCCCUGUUGUGUCGUAUCGAGGACUUUGGUAUACAUGGUUUCAAUUUCCCAUUAGAAAGUUUU